AUGGACAUCUUACAAGUGUUAGAAAACGCUAUUUUAAGCCAAGAUCCGGCCCUCAGAACUAAUGCGGAGGCCCAGUUACGUGAUGCUGCCACCAACCAUUUUGUGGACUACGUUAGCUUGUUGGUUAAUGCUUUAGCAAACGAGGAAGCUCAAACCCAGGUCAGAAUGUUGGCGGGUCUUGCUUUAAAAAACGAGUUUACCGCCAAGGACUUAGUCACAAAGAAAAGCAUGCAAGAGCGUUGGCGUGCUUUGGAUGAUGCUGCCAAAUUCAAUAUUAAAGAAGCGUCUUUAAAGGCCUUGAUGUCCAAGGAUGAAAGUGCUGGAAGAAGUGCUGCUCAAUUGGUGGCAGCUAUAGCAGACAUCGAGUUGCCUCUCAAUCAGUGGCCAGAUUUGAUUCCCUUUAUCAUUGAAAACACCAAGAUCGAACAGGAAACCCAUGUUAAGAAAGUUGCCUUGUUAACCAUUGGGUAUAUUUGUGAAACCUUGAAUCCAAAUGAUGCCAACGUGUUGGCCCAAGCCAAUGGGAUCUUGAUCGCCAUUGUGCAGGGAGCCCAGGCUGAAGAGAAGAAUCUUGAUGUCAGAUUGACUGCUUUGAACGCUUUGGUUAACUCGUUGGAAUUCAUCAAAUAUAACUUUGAUAAGGAAGGAGAAAGAAACUAUAUCAUGCAAGUGGUGUGUGAAGCCACCCAAGCUGAUAGCAGUGACUUACAAGAAGCGGCUUUUGGAUGUUUGGCCAAAAUCAUGUCGUUAUACUACAGAUACAUGCAAGUGUACAUGGAAAAGGCUCUCUAUGGGUUGACGGUAUCAGGAAUGAGAAGUCCAAAUGAAAGAGUGGCGUGUAUGGCUAUUGAAUUCUGGUCUUCUGUUUGUGAAGAGGAGUUGGACUACUCGAUGCAAAAGAGUGAGUUUGGCGAGGAUGGACUUAACUUGGUCAGUUAUAACUUUGCCCUAAUUGCCUUGAACGAGGUGUAUCCAACCUUAUUGACUUUACUUACCAGACAAAACGAAGAUCCUGAAGACGACGAUUGGUCGGUUGCCAUGGCUGCUGGUGCCUGUGUGCAAUUAUUUGCUCAAAACACCGGUAACUAUAUCAUUGAAAGUACCUUGAACUUUGUUGACUCGAAUAUCGGAUCGGAAAACUGGAGAGAGAGAGAAGCUGCUAUGAUGGCUUUUGGUUCAGUUUUGGAUGGUCCAGAUGUAGAGCAAUUACAAGUUCCUAUAAUGAAUGCUUUACCAUCUAUAUUGGCGUUGACUAAGGAUGAAAACUUACAGGUGAGAGAAACUACUGCCUGGAGUUUGGGAAGACUAGCUGAAAUAGCAAUUGCUGCUAUUGAGGCGGACCAGGGAUUACCAAGUAUUUUGGAAGCCUUACUCAAUGGUUUGAAAGAUCAUCCUCGAGUUGCUACCAACUGCUGCUGGGCAUUCAUGAACUUGGUGGAGCAAUUGUGCACUGACGGACCAGAUGCCACCUCCACUCCUCUUUCUCCUUAUGUGACUCACUUUAUACCGAUGCUCAUUCAAUUGACCAAUAAGACUGAUAACGAAUCCAGUUCAAGAGAUGCUGCUUUUGAAGCAUUAUCUGUAUUUGUUCAAAAUAGUGGUCAAGACACAAUCCCAAUAGUUCAAAAUAUUGCACAAGAAAUCUUGGGCAGGCUAGAACAGACAAUCGGUCAACAACAACAACCAUUGUCGACCGAAUCCCGAGUCGAAUUGGAAGAAUUGCAAAUCAGCACCUUGUCUUUAUUGACCACCAUCAUCAGAAGACUCAAUAAUGAUGUUUUGCAAGCGUCUGACAAUUUGAUGGAGAUGUUUUUAAAAUUAUUGGGUACCUUGGAACCAAACGCCUUAAUUGAAGAAGAUAUACUCAUUGCCAUAUCUGCUGUUGCUUCUGCCGUGGGGCCAAACUUCUCCAAGUAUAUGGAAAGCUUCCUACCAUUUUUGACUAAAGCUUUACAAAAUACUGAGUCUCCAACUGCUGCUACAGCUGUUGGAAUUGUUGCUGAUUUGUGCCAUUCCUUAGGUCCUGCCGUGUUACCGUACUUGGAGGUAUUAAUGAAUAUCUUGGGUACCAAUCUAGGCAAUAACCAAGUCAGAAGAAACUUGAAGCCGGCUAUCUUGUCUUGUUUUGGACACAUAGCUACUGCCAUCGGUAGUAACUUCCAACCGUAUGUGGAAUUUGUAUUCCAAAUCUGCAGAAUAGCAACUUUGGUGGAUGCAGAUGACAAUAGCGAAGAAACCUUGGAAUACCUCUUCAACGUCAGGGAAGCCGUGUUGGAAUGCUAUGCUGGUAUUGUUGGGGGAAGUCUGGAAUACCCUCAAAUUUUGUAUCCAUUUAUUGGCGAAAUCUUCACUUUAUUACAUGACAUUACCUUUGAUGUUGAUAUGAUAAGCAUCGAGUCGGUGGCCGCAUCCUUUGUUGGUUUACUCGGUGACAUUGCUUCCAUGUAUCCAGGAGAAGAUUUCAAACAGGUGUACCAACAACACUGGGUCACCGAAAUGAUUAAACGGACCAGGGCCAACUCUGCCUUCAGUGAAACUACCAGAAGCACUGCUAGGUGGGCUAGAGACCAACAAAAAAGAAAGCUUCAAUAACCUCCUCCCAAUAUCACCUCUAAUCUCACCUCUCAUCUCACCUCUCACGCCUCUCAUGAACCUCUUACGAAAUCCAGUUAUUUCUUUCCCUUAUACAGCUUUUUAUAUCUCCUACUUAUUUUUAGCAUCUUCUAAUAUACAAUAAUUUAAACCUUGCUGAAUUUGAUGUCUAAUUGAAGCCUCUUGGAGGUAUUUUUAUAGUUUGAAAUCUGCCAGAUCGAGAAUGAGAUUGCAAGUUGCAACAUCCCCACACCAAAGGUGCGCUAUUAAUUCUGAAAACACUGAAUAACAUCACAAUAUAGGUGAUGAUCUUCGUAAUAUCUGCAAGUGAGCCUACGUCUUGCAAGCCAGACUUGAAAUUCCCAUAUCGUUUUUGUAUUUACCCUAACGGGAUAAAUCUUGACAAUGGCAGUUAUAAACGCGU
This is a messenger RNA of Yamadazyma tenuis ATCC 10573, 3016 nucleotides long. RefSeq names its product karyopherin beta (gene kap95). Gene Ontology annotation, cellular component: cytoplasm; nucleus. Gene Ontology annotation, biological process: protein import into nucleus. The record is from RefSeq and is a predicted model, not a curated record. NCBI's taxonomy places the organism in Eukaryota, Fungi, Ascomycota, Pichiomycetes, Serinales, Debaryomycetaceae. Gene Ontology annotation, molecular function: small GTPase binding; nuclear import signal receptor activity.